Molecule: messenger RNA, 2374 nt
Organism: Sipha flava (yellow sugarcane aphid)
Lineage: Eukaryota; Metazoa; Arthropoda; Insecta; Hemiptera; Aphididae
Gene: Aplip1
Product: JNK-interacting protein 1
Exons: 9
Coding region: 142-2022 (626 amino acids)
Biological process (GO): cell surface receptor signaling pathway; G protein-coupled receptor signaling pathway; regulation of JNK cascade
Cellular component (GO): cytoplasm; membrane
Molecular function (GO): G protein-coupled receptor activity; protein binding
Source: RefSeq, a predicted model, not a curated record
UAAUUUUACUAGUAUUUGUAAGUAUACAAUUUAUACUUAUAAGUUAUUACAGUGUUAAUUUUAAACUUUGAAAAUCUGCAAUUCUCGCUCUAUGACUAGCAAAUUCAUCGAUAAUUUCUUUAUAUGAAAUUUUUUAUUUAAAUGUCCUUUAUAAAAAUGCGACUUUCGCAUAAUUUGGUGCCUCUUUGCAAUUCGCGAACCUGGCAUAGGCACAAUCUGCCAUACCCUUGCUACGCCAUUAUAUGUCCGUGCCGGUCGUUAUCGGUGGUGAUACUGCUGGUGUUGCUGCUGUCAACCUUGUCGGAAACGGCCGUUGACCACGCUUGUCCCAUGAGCAUUUCCGAACCAGUGACCGAUGAAGCUCGGCUGGUGGACGGCAUGCUGCGGAUCGGCAAUCCCGAACGGGUGUAUGACGCGUCGCAGUUCCGGUUCGCGGUGAACGGUUCUGGUUACGAACUGUGCACGUGCACGUUAAAGCCCUGCGUGCUCAAGUGCUGUGAUCGAGGCUACUUGAAGAACCUGUCGUGUCCGGUACCCGACGACAACGAAUCGAUCCGAUCAUUUAUGGUUCUGUGCAAGUGCCUACGGCCGAGCGGGCCUAACUUUAUGGUGGCGGAUGCGACAUGGGGAUACGACCGUGGGGUGGAAGUAAUAAUAAUCAAUAAUAUACGGGACGACCAUACUCGCGCGCGCGUGUGCAAUGUGUGUGAUCGAGCGCGCUGCCUGUUCACGAGUAUCUUCGAGGGUGUUGAAGGUAAUGAUGCCGCGUUUGGAAUAAACGGCGAAAAAUCGGACAAUCGGCCAACGCGCGACACCGCGAGCAGACAUUUAUCGUAUGCUCGCCGCGUACACCACGUCAUGGCCGAUUACGAGUUCGAAGAGUUCCGACAAAUAUUCGAAUCCUUACCCCAACAUCUGAGGGCGUCCGCACAGACAUAUACUUUAGUUCAUGAUGUGUUAUCAGACGAAGAAUCAUCAUCUGAAGCUAUUGUCAAUAAGAAUGUUGACACUAAUAAUACUUUUAAUGUGUUUUCCACAUCAAAUGAAGAUCAAAUUGAACCAAAGAACAAUCAAACUGUGCGUUUGCGACAUGAAAAACGAAGGAGAAAAUUGCCGGAGUUACCAAAAAAUAGAACAGGUUCAACGUUAAGCUUAGCUGAUGAAUUAGGAGAAGUAUUUUCGCCAGACAGAAGGAAAUCGUUUGUGUCCUACAUUCGAGAUUCCGAAUGCCGGUCUCCAGAUUCUGGUAUAUCAUUAGUCCAUUCACCGGAAAGUGCCAAAUCUGGUUCACCACAACAAAUCGAUACCCCAACUCCGGCAUCUUCGUGUUCCUCAGGUCUUCCGCUAUCUCAACUAGAACUCUUAGAAGCAACGCACAGAGGAUUGUAUAAGUUUGUACCUCGACAUCGAGACGAGAUGGAAGUAGACGUUGGUGAUCCAAUUUACGUGCAAAAAGAAGCAGAAGACUGUUGGUGUGAAGGCGUAAACCUUCGCACCGGAACCCAAGGAGUAUUUCCUUCCGCGUACGCGGUAGACGUAGAGUACACGGAAUUCGACUCCGUGACACCUAAGGUGAAACGGGAACGAUUUCUGCUGGGAUACAUGGGUUCGGUAGAAACCAUAUGGCACAAAGGCAAUACUGUGUUGUGUCAAGCUAUACGCAAGAUGACCGAGCGGCCUAAUUGCAAACCACAAUCAUGUAUUCUAGAGGUAUCAGACCAAGGACUUCGAAUGGUCGAUCGUGCCAAAUCUUCUACGAUGCAGACUAGAAAUUCAAGUACACCGUGUCAAGAUUAUUUUUAUUCUUUAAAAAACGUAUCGUUUUGUGCGUUCUACCCGGAAGACAACCGAUACCUGGGUUUUGUUACCAAACAUCCGACGUGCCAAAGAUUUGCGUGUCAUGUGUUUAAAGCCAACGAAUCUUCAAGACCAGUGGCGGAAGCAAUUGGACGUGCUUUUCAAAGAUUCUAUCAGAAAUAUAUAGAAACCGCAUAUCCAGUAGAAGAUAUAUACAUCGAGUGAAUGGAAGAAAAUAUCUUAAUCGGUGUGUUACUGGUUGGUAUUGCGAUGUAGGUGGACCGAAUUGUAUGAAGAUUACAGUUUCCGAACGAACGAUAUAAAUUAAUUUUCUCAAUUUUAAUACUGAGGAAUAAUGCAGCAGCAUUUAGCAAAAAUAAAUUUAACUUGUGAUAUAUUAUACUAAAUAACUAAUUAAUAAUAAUAUCAAUAAUGGAUUAUUCAUUAAAAGUUAGAUCAGUAUUAUAUUUUGUACUCCUUUGAAAUGUUCUCAAAUACGUCUGCACUUAUUAGUAGUCCUCGCAGUUUUAACAAAUUCUUAUUACAGUAAUAAGAAUAUUUAUAUUAUAACUACAAU